This is a messenger RNA of Capronia epimyces CBS 606.96, 795 nucleotides long. RefSeq lists its product as uncharacterized. Lineage: Eukaryota; Fungi; Ascomycota; Eurotiomycetes; Chaetothyriales; Herpotrichiellaceae. Gene Ontology annotation, molecular function: oxidoreductase activity. Bases 1 to 795 code for a protein of 264 amino acids. The record is from RefSeq and is a predicted model, not a curated record. The transcript is spliced from 2 exons.
AUGGCACUGUUGCAAGGAAAAGUCAUCGCCAUCACCGGCGCCGCCUCCGGCAUUGGGCGCGCAUUGUCCAGAGUAUGCGCAUCUCGUGGCGCCAAACUGUCCCUUUCGGACAUACAACAGGGGCCGCUCGAAGACGUUGUAUCGGAGCUCCAAGCGCAACAUGUCGAGGUCAUUGGGACCAAAGUCGAUGUCGCAUCCAACAAGUCCGUUGACGACUGGAUCCAGGCCACGGUGGACCAUUUCGGCCAGCUCGACGGCGCCGCCAACGUGGCCGCCGUGGAUGCGGCAGUGCACAAGACGGGGGUGCCAGACGAUUUUGCCCAGAUCAAGAACGAGGACUGGGACUUCAUCAUGUCGGUCAACCUGACGGGGCUGAUGUACUGCCUUCGCGCCGAGCUGCGCGUCAUGGUUCGCGGCGCAGCCAUCGUCAACGUCUCCAGCAUUGCCGGGUUGAGUGGGCGACAGGGCCUGGGUUCUUAUUCUACGAGCAAGCAUGGAGUGGUCGGCGUCACCAGGACAGCGGCUAAGGAUGUGGGAGCGAAGGGGAUCCGAGUCAACGCGGUCGCACCCGGUCCUAUUGAAACACCUAUGUUGCGAAGAGUGCUCAAUGACACUGGAGUCGCGAGCGGAACCGGAAACGAGGUUGAUCCCUUGGCGGACAUCUACGCCAAUGUGCCCUUGAAGCGCCUGGGUCAGCCUGAGGAAGUGGCCAAGGUUAUCGCCUUCCUGCUCAGCGAUGAUGCGAGCUAUAUCACAGGACAGGUGUACCCUGUGGAUGGAGGUGCGACUUGUUGA